AUGACUACAGUACCAUCAAAGCUCUACGCAGACGAUGUGAGUCUUCUUAUGGUCUUAAUCGACACCAACCCCUUCUUCUGGAGCACAGUCAAGAACACAUUCACAUUCUCAAACUUCCUAUCUCACGUGCUAUCGUUUUUGAAUUCGAUUCUUCUACUCAAUCAGCUCAACCAGGUUGUAGUUAUAGCUACUGGCUACAAUUCCUGUGAUUAUAUAUAUGAUUCUUCAUUGGCGGCGCCAAACCAGAGGGCGGAGAGUUUGUUGGGGAAGUUGGAGGAGUUUGUGACUAGGGAUGAGGAGUUGACCCAGCAGAACUCAGUUGAGGGUGUUGGGUCUUCUUUGCUAUCUGGGUCUCUUUCCAUGGCUCUUUGUUGUAUCCUUAAGACCAUAAUUCGUUAUAUAUUGCUCAGUUUUACAUAUUUGCUUGAUAUGGAAGUUGUUGAAAUUUACUUUGAUGAAUAG
Ilex paraguariensis (yerba mate) is the source of this 462-nucleotide messenger RNA. NCBI's taxonomy places the organism in Eukaryota, Viridiplantae, Streptophyta, Magnoliopsida, Aquifoliales, Aquifoliaceae. The record is from the annotation of a GenBank genome assembly.